Messenger RNA from Plasmodium vivax (malaria parasite P. vivax), 836 nucleotides. RefSeq lists its product as hypothetical. Bases 213 to 836 code for a protein of 207 amino acids. NCBI's taxonomy places the organism in Eukaryota, Apicomplexa, Aconoidasida, Haemosporida, Plasmodiidae. The transcript is spliced from 6 exons. The record is from RefSeq and is a predicted model, not a curated record.
GUCACCACGAGGACUACUACCUCUUCGCAAGCUACUACCACUCAGCAGAUUACUACCACAACGAGGUCACCUCUCUGUAGCGUGUCCCUCCCGCUUCUCCCUUUAGUGGCUUCCCCCUUUGCCGCGUCACCUCCGGACAGCUGAAGGGGACUGCCCUCACACCAGGAACUGCCAAACCGAUUCACCUCCCUUCCUUUUUUUGGCGAAACGUCAUGGACCCAUUUCUGGGGAAAAUGCUCAGGGGGGUUCUUCUCCUGCUCCUCUCUCUCUCGGCCCUUCGGGGAGGCCUUUCCAAAGACGCCUGGACCUGCCGCAAAGACUACGCGCGUCCAUGCGCAGAGGGGUGGCACCAGGUGAACGCCUCCCAGGAGUGCGUCGCGCCCUUGUCCUACCGAGGGCCCUGCCCGCGCUUCCUCCAAAUGGAAAGCAAAGCCACUCAGAAGAGGCUGCUCGAAGGGGAGUGCCGCAUUUCCUGGCCCUGCCUAGACCAGUGCGAAAGGAACUACUCCCUCCAGUGCCCCGAGCAGUGGGCGCCAGAGGACGAGAAGACGUGCCGGCCACUUGCCAUUUAUGAAGGGACGUGUCUUCCUCCCCACGACUUCUCCAAAAUGACUGACCCUCAAAAGAAAAUUUGGAGCAACAAAUGUGAAACGGACUGGCCAUGCAUGGUUAGACACGCAAGUUUGUGCGCUGCAUGGGGAAUGCCUUUGUGUGGAAGUCCCCCCAGCACCCUAUCAUCUGCUUGUUUCUCCCCCAUUUCUAAGGCGUCGUGCAAAAAGGACUAUUCUAGAGGGUGCCCCCAAGUAAUACCAGGAUGGAUGAGUCUGAGGGGAUAA